UUUAUCGGAAAGUUAAACCAGUCGUGUUGCUUGACUACAUGAAUCGGGUUGUCUGGGAAAUGAGCCUUGACAAAGAAGACGCGAACCAAACUUUCCACCGGAUUAUCGAGAGUAUCAACGUAAUAAUUGCCACUUACUGUGACGAAGAUGCAGUGCAUGGUAAUUGGCAGGUCGAUCCGACUAUUGGAACUGUGGCCUUCGGAAGUAGCACGCAAGGAUGGGCAUUCAGUCUCAAACACUUCGCGCAACUCUAUUGUGCCAAAUUUAAAAAUGGCCGACGCCAUCAAGAGUAGCAAUCUUGAUGAUCUAAAAAAGUUGCUAGAGAAACUGGAGCUGAAGUUAGAUGAAAGCACGAUGGCAAAAAAGGGCGAAGAUCUUUUGCGGCAAUCAUGGCCUCAUGGCUGCCCAUAAAGGACACACUUCUGGAUAUGACCAUAGUUCAUAUACCCUCGCCUGUCUUGGCCCAGAAAUACCGCACGGAGAUCAUAUACAACGGUCCUGACAAAAACGACCCAUGUGCCGAGGCCAUCAAAAACUGUGACCCGACUGGUGAACUGAUGGUGUUCGUCAGCAGGAUGAUACCGACAGCCGACAAGCGCAGCUUCGUCGCAUUCGGCCGCGUCUUUUCGGGCACAGUAGUUGCAGGAGGGGCGACAAUGGUCAAAAUAAUGGGGCCUGAUUUCGACCGGGAAACUCAGGCUGAUGUUCCCAUGAAGUCAAUUGAAGGAUCGCUUCUGAUGAUGGGCAAUCAAAUGGUGCCAGCAAAUGAGAUAGAAUGUGGAACACUCUGUGGACUGACUGGAAGUGACCAGUUGCUAACUGGAAGUGGAACGAUCUCCACACACAAGGAUGCGUCCAAUUUCCAUCUGCACUUUUCCCCAGCACAGCCAUAGAGCCUCCUUCUCUUACAAUCGAUCAACAUAUGUACAUAUUAUAAUAGAGAAGCAACAAUGACUUGAAUUUCUGCUCA
Molecule: messenger RNA, 970 nt
Organism: Symsagittifera roscoffensis
Lineage: Eukaryota; Metazoa; Xenacoelomorpha; Acoela; Convolutidae
Product: elongation factor 2-like
Exons: 5
Coding region: 390-893 (167 amino acids)
Biological process (GO): translational elongation
Cellular component (GO): ribonucleoprotein complex; cytosol
Molecular function (GO): ribosome binding; translation elongation factor activity; GTPase activity
Source: RefSeq, a predicted model, not a curated record